AUGGCUCUCGUGCCUUCCGCACGUCCACAGCUGCAGCCAACCUCGUGCGCCAGAAAGCAGCGGGUUGUGACCUCUUCCCAGGAUGGGCUGCCCAGGGCGUCGCGACCGACCCAAGCGCUGACGUGUGGAACGACAGCGCUGCUGGCUGCGGCGGUCGCACGACGAGGGAGUCAACGAUCCGCACUUCGCAGGUUCAAACACUGUCUUGCUGCAAUCCCCGACGGCGAGCUGCCACCGUGUGCUUGUCGCAGCAAGCUCCAUGGUGCGGAUGUCUACAUCAUCGGAACUGCACACAUUUCUGCCAAGAGCGCCGCCGAUGUGGAGGCACUGAUAUCUCGCUUGGAACCGGACCGUGUGGUUGUUGAGCUGAGCCGAGAGCGUAUUAGCAGCUUGUACCCAGCUGGGGCCACCGCCACUGAGAGCGGCUCUCUUCAGAUCAACCUGGAGAACACGCCGCAGGGCUUCCCAGUGGUCGUGGGCCAUUCCGAGCCCUCCGAGUCCUCGGCAGAGGAGGGCCAGCUCAUCGUACGUGGCCCUAGCGACAAGGUGGACGUUGUGAACAUGCGUCGAGCGCUGUCGAACUUCAGCGAGAGCGAGUGGCUCGAGAGAGCCUUCAAGAAACAUCGCUACCAAAGCGAGAGCUUGCAGCUCUUGCCAGCCAUUGAGAUGUUGGCAUCACUGUCAACAAGCCUUUUCCCGCUGGCACAGCGAGCUCUCUACAUGUCCGUCGGCACUGUGAAACACAGUGGUAGCGAGUUUGCGGCUGCUGCCCGCUGUGCACGAGACCUGCAGUGCCCCAUCAUCCUGGGCGAUGUGGAGAACGAGGAUCUCUUUGACCCGGUGGGAGCUCUUGAGGUGACGCGUGGCCAGCCAGUGUGGAUGCGAUUGGCUGGGCCCUUCGUUCGUCCACCUGAAGGUGGCAUCAACUUGCCCAAGGCCCUGAAGCACGUGUUCGCUGGAACGACGAAAAAGGGUGUAGGCACCCAGCUUCUGGCGGCAAACGUGGUUCUCACCGUGUAUGCGUUGGUGAAGGACGGCCUGAUCGACCCCUCUGCUUGGGCGACACCCCCAAAGCUGAUCGCAAGCUGGGAAGCAGUCGCUGCUCCUCUCUUGGCGAUGGGCAUGACCAACUCGCUGAUCGCCGCCAUCUUCAUGUUCUUGCUGACGGCCACACGUGACGAACAGCUCUUUCGGGCACUGGCAGAAGCAGCGAAGACCACGGUGGAGGAGAAAGGCGAUGGCAGAGUCGUGAUGGUCUGUGGCGUAGCCCAUGUGAAUGGAAUUGCUCGGCACGUUCACAGAGCUUCGUCGACGACCUCGUCUACGGCAAAGUAG
Messenger RNA from Symbiodinium sp. CCMP2592, 1335 nucleotides. Lineage: Eukaryota; Dinophyceae; Suessiales; Symbiodiniaceae. The record is from the annotation of a GenBank genome assembly.